GCUACCGCACAGCCUCUUGCUGCAUAUACCUAGACGAAGCUGCCGCCUGUGGAUCGCUCUCUCCUCCAGGAUACAAACAAAAGAAAACCCAUCUGACUUAAAACCUCUAGCUCUUUUUCACACAAACAUAUUUGCAGAAUCGUUCUCUUCUAACCCCACACACACACCUCCUCUUCCUCUCACAGUCAGUCUGUCUCCUGCUUAUACGCAAACACACUCCUUCUUCUUCUUCCCGCAGACAGAGGAGCAGUAAAGGGAUUGGCGUGGUUGUUGGUGUUUGGCUCCUGGUCUUUGGCUCGGAGGGAGCAGAGCGGCAGAUGGCGAUGUGAAGAAGGACUCAGCCAGAUUUGACUCUGCCUUACAAUGGCUAACAACGGCUGGUUGCCCCAGGAUACAGGAUUUUACUUGAUCAUGUGAUCUGACUCCCUCCCCAAUUCCCUUCCAUCCUUCAUAGGGAAAUCAUGACCCGCAGACUGAGCAGCUCGACCCGUUCCCACACCGAGGACUCCAUCUUCCUGAGGCCUGACGAGGACCCUGUCUGGCUCGAUGAACCCACAAAGACAGAAAAAAGCAGCGACAGAAAUCUUAAGAAAGACUUGCUUCCAAACUGCAAAGAUGGAUUUGCAGGAAGACAAAGCCCACAGGGGGAAGAAGUUUUCCUGCACAAGGUUUACGCGCUAGUGAUUGAGAUCCACUGCUGGGCUGCACUGUUUGUCGUCUCCCAAGUCACGGGGUACUGGGUGUUUUUUGUGGUUGAAGGAAAUGGACCUCUCUCUUCCAUCUACAAAGCCCUGCAGGCCAUGGAUUUCUACCUGAGCUUCGUCUUGCCCUGUCACCCCAUUUUUGGAAUGGACUCCAUGGUGUUGAUGAGGGAGGUGGUAGACACAACACAACACAGCUGGAUCGUUCAUGGGACUGCAGGCAUUGGUGUGGCCAUCUGUGUUACCAUGGUCAUCCACAUGGUGUGUAAGUGGCGGUAUGGUGCUGGCUUGUGGUCGUCAGGAACAGUGAUUCGGGACGUUGGUGAUCGACGUCAGUCUGUGAGCCGGCAGCCUUCCUUUACGCUGUCAGAGUGGACGGACGCUCAAGAGGACCUACUGGACAUGGAACCCAUGCCCCAGACUCCCGUCUUUGACUUGGGCACAGAAACCAGGACAGAGGGAGAUGCAGCCACACUCCUUGUCACACCUGUGGGCCUUCAGGAGAGGAGAGGCUCCAAUGUCUCCCUGACCUUGGACAUGUGCACACCAGGUUGCACUGAGCCCUACGGCUACGGAGCCCAGCUGUCCCCCCGAGACCAGACAGCCAAGGAGUACCUCCGACAGGGAACACACACUCUGACCCCGGCCAUGCUACACAUACGGGCCAUGGAAGACCAGAGCCUAGAGGCUGAGUUUUAUGAAACUCCCAUGAACUUUGUGGACCCUAAGGAGUACAACUACCCUGGGCUGGUGAGAAAGAACCGCUACAAAACCAUCUUACCCAACACACACAGCAGAGUGAUCUUACACUCACUGGAUGAAGAGGAUUUCCUCAUUACCUACAUCAAUGCUAAUUAUCUCAAGGGUUAUGGGGGGGAGGAGCAGGCUUACAUCGCCACCCAGGGUCCCACGGUGAACACUGUGGGGGACUUCUGGAGGAUGGUGUGGCAGGAGAGGACCCCGAUCAUAGUGAUGAUCACCAACCUGGAGGAGAAAAACGAGAAAUGUGCGGAGUACUGGCCUGAGGACACUGUGACCCAUGAGGGCAUCGAGAUCACUGUCGUCACGGUAACCCAAGAAGAUGACUACAGCCUGAGGGUGUUUACUCUGAAGUGUGAGGGAGAGGAGCGCAGUCUACAGCAGUACUGGUACACCUCGUGGCCGGAUCAGAAGACUCCCGACAAAGCGCCGCCUCUCCUGGAGCUCGUGCAAGAAGUGGAGAGGGCCCGAGAGGAAGCCCCGCCCUCCAGUGGGCCAACAAUUGUUCAUUGCAGUGCUGGAAUUGGUAGAACUGGCUGCUUCAUCGCCACCUCCAUCCUGUGCAAGCAGCUGAGGACUGAGGGUGUGGUCGACAUCCUGAAAACCACCUGCCAGCUCCGUCUGGACAGGGGCGGGAUGAUCCAGACAAGCGAGCAGUACCAGUUUGUGCAUCACGUCCUCAGCCUGUAUGAGAAGCAGCUGUCACACACUGCUGAGGAGUAGAGUGGGCGUGACAGCCAAACCCAGACCGAGACACACCACUGUACACUGUACCGCCUCUGGUGGUACACACCACUGUACCUAGCAUCAUCUCAAUCUCACCCUUUAACAUGUUCAAAUCAUGUUGAUCUCCUCACCCAAGACAGGCUAGAACAGACAAUAUCUGUGCUUUUUGUUUAAUCUUUGAGCAUAAUACAUUUUGAAGGGGAGGGGGGGUGAUCAAACACAUGCAUGUGUUUUUGAUCCAAAGUCAAUCAGGCCCAAAUUCAUCCAACCACACUCAUAACUUGCACUGCUGAGGUUUUUAUUUAGAUACUGUACCUGAGUCGAGGCCUCAUUUAGUGCUCAUCCUGAAAUAUCCCCUCUUAUACUUUAUGUACAGUUAUCCAAAUACCCAGAGCUAAAGUCAAAUCUGAUCCCCUGCAGCGGUGUCAGAUUUCUUUACAGAGGAAGCUCAAGAUUAGCUGACCAAAGUUAGGAUUAAAAGUAAGGGCCCUUUAUUACUGUAUAAGUGCCAGCAUCAUUUCAAUCUAUAUAAACAAUCAAAUGCCAGCCUAAUAUUUAAUAUUUCACUGAUGUUAGAUUAGCUAACAUCUUUUUCAUUGAUUCUUAUUGACUUUUAAAUGUAAAAAGACAUCAUCACAGAUGGCCUGUUUCUACUUGUGAUGCAUUCAGGAGCCACCUCAUCUUCAGGUUGCAUGGUGCUAUGUGUUCAUUAAAGGCAUGUGCAAUUUUAUGGAACAUAGGAAUGUAUUAAAGUUAGGUUAUUAAUGAACUAAUUAGGAAUUCUGUGCAAUUUACAGUAUUACAGUUUUACCAUGCUGCCUGUGCAGUCAUCAUGGCCCCAUGAUGUUUACAGUCAACAACUCAACUGCAUCAAGGCCUCAUAGACAGACAUUCAGAGGCGUCACAGAGCCGCAGACACUGAGGGGACAGAGGACAGAAAUAGCAUUGAACUAUCAAUAACAAAAUCAAUAAAAAACCAGAGUCAAAGAUAUGGAGAAUCUGACAUACACACAGGGAAGUAGAAUGCACAGGACAGCAAAAUGUUUGCAUGAAGUAAUGCACCAUGACCGUCGUGCACACAACUAAUAAUCAUGCUAAUUUGAAAAAGUUUGUCGACCUUAGCGUUACCUGCUCUGUGACACCUCUGCUUUCAACAGUAGCUUGAACACAUCCGUGAUGUAAGAAGCCCAUGAUUGUUGUAUAGACACGACAGGCCUAAUCUGUAUGAAGCACAAACAGACACACUAAGGUUGUCUGUGAUGUAACAGUUCUCUUUCUUUCCAUAUUGUGUUUUUUGAUUGUGUUGAGUUUAAUGGAUUGCAUGUGCUGUAUGGGACUCCAUAGGUCUACAAUCAAAGCGACGUGAUCGGUUGUCCUGCUUUUUGUUGUGGAAAAGGUUUAAGCAUAUAUAUAUAUCCAUAUAUAGAUAUAUAUAAUUAUGUAUUUAUAUAUUUAUGUAUAGAUAUAUAGAUAUAUAUAGACAUAUAUACAUAUAUAUAUAGCUUGCUCUCGGCCAAUGCUUUUGAUACAGUUUGCUUUUGUGAAACCAACCAGAACCAGAGAUAUUUUUAGAACAUUUUGAUACAAUCCUUUGGAGUAGAUGCCUUGUGUAUAUUUCUGUUUACACCAUGAUGGAAUGUAGCUCAUACUGUGGAUCAAACCAUCGUUUUUUAUCGCAAGAUUUGACAGAACAAAAAUGUGACAACUACCUGAGUUACCUUACACAACAGACAAUAAAUAGAUUAUGUUCGGUCUUCAGUAUCAUUACUUUACGCCGGUAGGCUUUGCUUUAAUAUGCUUUGCUUUCUGUGUAUGUUUUUAUCGUUUGUAUUGGAGAUUUUUACCUCAGACUGACUUUUUCACAGUCCCCUCUUGAUUCCAUCUGUGACUCUUUAGGCCACUCUCAGUUGACAACAUGAGAUAUUAUUGCUACGUGUAAAGGCAGCUAAAACAGUGAAGACAGUUUUGUAUGUAACAAAAUGACGCUCAAAAAACUUCUAUCUUAACUUAAUGCAUCAGAUCAACAGUCAUGGACAAUAUCAGAGGAGGGAAAUAACCUGUGUGGGCUCGGACCAAUUCAUGAACAUCAAAUCAUUUAGCAAAUUGAACUGCCACAAUUACCUUUUAGAGGAGUAGGGGGAAAAAGAUUGAUAAGAACAAUGAUUUGCCAAACUUUUUCAUCCUCUGAUAAUGUCCAAUGUAGUUGACUGACAAGAAUUUUUACUGGUUGCUCGUUCAAUGCUUACCUGGUCAUCUUCUGAUGAACAAACUGGUGACGAUGACAUAGCCAAACAGUCCGACAUACAAGUUACAACCAACCAGCAUCAGUAUUCCUCUCCUCUGCUACAGUACCGCUUUAAGUUGUGAGUUUUGCAUCCAAAAUAAAGUUAGAUUUUCAUGAA
Labrus mixtus (cuckoo wrasse) is the source of this 4588-nucleotide messenger RNA. RefSeq names its product protein tyrosine phosphatase non-receptor type 5 (gene ptpn5). Bases 462 to 2183 code for a protein of 573 amino acids. Gene Ontology annotation, molecular function: protein tyrosine phosphatase activity. Gene Ontology annotation, biological process: protein dephosphorylation. The transcript is spliced from 14 exons. The record is from RefSeq and is a predicted model, not a curated record. NCBI's taxonomy places the organism in Eukaryota, Metazoa, Chordata, Actinopteri, Labriformes, Labridae.